Molecule: messenger RNA, 1014 nt
Organism: Kwoniella shivajii
Lineage: Eukaryota; Fungi; Basidiomycota; Tremellomycetes; Tremellales; Cryptococcaceae
Exons: 4
Coding region: 1-1014 (337 amino acids)
Source: RefSeq, a predicted model, not a curated record
AUGGUCCUUCAUUGGUUCCUUCGUGGACCUCCCAGUUCAAGAAUCAAGAAACGAGGUGGAAGUGGUUCGGGAAUAACCACAACUCGUCCAUGUCCGCCAAUCAGUACUGAAACUAAGUGGAGAGGUAUAGGGAGUGAACCAAAAAUUGCGGGAUCCACAGGUGGAUUUAUAGGUCUCAUCUCUGGCAUAGUCAUAGUCUUGAUUAUACUCACUUUCGUUGGAAUCUAUUUACGGAAUCGAUAUCGUAAACGGCUUCCCUCGAAACGCACACACAACAAUCCUAAUCCGCUACCUUCUCUAUCAUUCUCACGUCCGUCGACAGAUCCAUAUGCUCAGUCAUCAACCCAACGCCAAUUCCAGCCGGAAAUGGACAUGGAACUAGAGACAGAUAAUGAGAUGGAAAUGGAUAUAGGAGAUACUCCAAAAGCAUCAAAAUUCAAUUUCACCAGACCUGUAUAUACCAGACAAAGAUCUUCAGAUUGGGAGCUGCCAAUUGACAACCCAAAUAAUUACAUAGGAAAAGGGAAAGGUAAAGGACGGGUAGAUGUCAAAUUACCUAAUGAACCCUCUGAAGUAGCUUUACCUUUAAGAAGCAAAUCGCCGAGACCAGUCAGUCCAUCGUCGACCCCACGCUCAAGAUCAAAUAGCGCCAACAGUAUCUCGUCAACCACUUCUACUCCUAUACGAAAUGACUGUAAAGGUAGAUCGGGUACUUUAGAAGUAGGCCCCGGUCCAAAUCUACAAACCCAUGGAAGCAUCAUCAAUCCUUUCGAAAACCCAUAUGAUGAGACUCGUCUCGGCCCAAUCCCGUUUGGUCGACAAGGUUCUAUGUCAAGCUUCGAUUCUGCGGAAAGUGAUGGUGAUGGACCCGAAGAUCGGACCAGGAGAUUCACAAACGAAACGCCCGAAGGAUCAAGCGGGGGUGAUGAUAGUGAUAGGAGUGUGAGAGUAUCGCAGAUUAGGGAAGGAACGAGAUUUGUAGAGAGGUUCGAAAGCAAAGAGUCUUUAGCGUAG